Rhopilema esculentum is the source of this 2169-nucleotide messenger RNA. RefSeq names its product RNA binding protein fox-1 homolog 1. The record is from RefSeq and is a predicted model, not a curated record. NCBI's taxonomy places the organism in Eukaryota, Metazoa, Cnidaria, Scyphozoa, Rhizostomeae, Rhizostomatidae. Gene Ontology annotation, biological process: nervous system development; regulation of alternative mRNA splicing, via spliceosome. Gene Ontology annotation, cellular component: cytoplasm; nucleus. Gene Ontology annotation, molecular function: mRNA binding.
UGGUUGUUGCUGCAGAUUCACGUUCGGUGUACUGUGUCCUGUGUUCCAGUCUCGUAGUACAGGUAUGCAGCACAAAUGCCAAAAAAGAUCACGAGAAUAUAUCUUUUAGAAAGAUCUUAGGUGUCUUGCACAUCAAGGAAAGUUACGUUUUUAUCAGAGGGACAUUUAAUAAUGAGUGGAACCAAGGAAGAAGAGGCACAAAGCAAUGGUGUUGAUGGCCAAGAUGAGCCUUUACUUCAAGUAAAUGAUGGACCAAGAAGAUUGCAUGUUACCAAUAUCCCAUUUAGGUUUACAGAAGAUGAUCUUAGGAAGGAGUUUGAGCCGUAUGGAGCUAUAAUUGAUGCUGAGAUAAUUUAUAACGAUAGAGGAUCAAAGGGAUUUGGCUUUGUGACAAUGGAAAGAUCAUCUGGUGCCAGAAAGGCUAGAGAAGCACUAAAUGGCAAAGCAUUUGAUGGUAGAAGAAUAGAGGUGAACAAUGCAACUCCGAAGUCAAAUAAAUCACGACCUGAAACAUUUCGGGGAAGAGUCUAUCGAGGCAGAGGCCACAUUAACAACUCUGAACACCGAGCAUACACUGGACCAUAUCAGAAUCAAAACCAGUUCUACGGCAGCAAUUACGGGUACUGGAAUGAAGUGGCUUAUCCUAGACAAUAUUACAGAAACAGUUAUACGCCUUAUCAACAGUCGUACCAGAACAACGCAUUGAGCAGUAAUGGCACUGAGUCGUACCGGUAUCCGUUUCCGUAUCCUCGGUAUCAGCCGUACUAAGUAGAUCGCUUUAAAUAUAAGGUGGUUCUUAACUGCUUCAGUGCAAUUCGAUGCAAUGUUUCUUGGAAUCAGUCUUCGUAUAUCGAUGCAACUAGCUUUCCGAAUUAUCAACCUUGCAUUAUCUUUCAUCGUGAGGUAUGUAGUGGUUCAUCAUAUAUGCACGGUAUUCAAACACUGAAUGAAUGCUAUCGAGAUGCUGCAGCUACAGCAGGCUCCACCCAGAGAAACACCCCCACGUCUUACAUCGUUAGUGAACUAUACAUUUGCAAUGAAUAUGGACACUUUUAAUCGCUGUUCCUGCCAGAUGCAGUGGUUCUCUCUGCGAAACAGCCUCAGGUCAUGACAUAAAAUGCACCGCGCGAUUUGGACGGUUUCAUGUCAAGAAAUCACAACAUGCGCAAAGAGAAUAGGGGAUAGGAACACAUUCUUGGUAACUUUUCUAAGCAGAAUAUUUGUUGCUUAAAUAUUAUUUAAUAAGGGUUGAAGACCAGCCAAUUGUUACACAGCCACCUUUUGAGGAAGAAGUGGCUUUAGUAUAUAAUUACUCGAAAUCCUCCACACAAAGUUUAGAAAUUCCUUGCAAUUGAAAUACGUUCCCUUUUUCUAUUUAUAUCAAAUGAUCGCUCAAUGAAGUAAUUCCCAGUUACCUGUGCAGAAUUUCUGAUUAAUGAUAUGCCGUUCUAUAUAUUGUACUUCCUGAUCAGGGAAAAUCGAAGAAUUGAGUCUGAGGAGUGUCAUCGUAGAAGAGCAAAUGAGGGCUUAGUGAUAAGUGAUAAAUUGGUAUUUGUGAGAGCCUUUCACAGUGUUUGGGAGUUUUUGUCCGAUUUUAAGGUAUCUUUUAUAGUUAUCGCCUGAAAAUUCCCUUCAAAAUUAGUGUUUGGUAUAAUAUCACAUUAUGGUUUCUCGUGCUGAGGUAGAGCAACUUGACUAGGUUAUCAAGAAUAUUUAAAUUGCUUGGUUCAAUAAUUGGUUUGUUCAACAACAAGAAGAUAAAAUUUUGUGUACUAUUUUUCCUGAGUCUUUUUAUCUUAGUAUUCUGUAGCAUUUAAGGCCUGUUCCUGUUUGGAAGUAUAGCAGUGUGUAGCCGUCUUCAAAAAUCAUUUAAGUAGAGUUCUUGUUAGAUUCUAUAUUCAUAAAAUCUAUGUAGUGCGCUUAUUUUCAUGAAAUAAGUUUUGGAAUGGUGGAUAAGAGGAGAAAAAAAGGGGGGGGGGCGAUGAUAACAUUUAGGAACAUGAUGCUGGCUUGAUGUUAGAGGGAUUGGCUCAAUGUGCAAUACUCGACAGAUUUACACGCCCAAGGCCGUUAUGCUAUUUUUAGAUAACGACGUUAAUAUUCGUUUGGUCGACUUACUGCACUUGAAGUCGGAUCCAGGGACGGUGAAACGUAUUUCAAAGUGGGGAC